CUUAAAUCGCGCCUCAGCCGCCCUGAAAAUGUCCGGCCAUAUCCCAAAAAGCAAUCUAAGCCAAUCAAGGUCCGGGUUCGCAAUGAUUGACCCAGAAACCGAGCUCUAUUCACACAAACUAGGGCGAGCCCAGCAUGUCGCAAUCUCGUAUGUCUGGAGUGAGUGGAAAAAUACACCGCAGGAUGCGUUGCCGGAUUGGCAGUUACUUCGAUCACGACUCCUGGAACUAGUUGGCGCGUCUUCCAGCAGCUUUAUGAAAAUAAUGACAGGCCAUCGCAAGAAUUGUUGGCUGGACUCCAAGUGCAUCAACCAAGACUCCAAGGAAGACAAGGCGUAUUGGAUCCCGCGGAUGGACGAAAUCUAUUCUGAAGCUCGCUGUACCGUCCUACUCACCAGAGGAAUCGAUCUUAGCCCGUUGGUAGAGGCAGAGAAGUUGCUUGCAUGCCAUGUGGACCAUGACGACCAUGUCUGUCUCUUGACUCAGAGCUGUAGCUCAAUAGCUGAUUGGGAAUCCAUCAAUAAGGCGAGACUUAUCGACAUCAUGCAGCAACUAUCUCAGGGCACCUGGAGAAAACGAGCUUGGAUAUUCCAAGAGAUUCUUCUGUCUCGGGAAUACAUCCUCAGCGGUGAGGCUAGCCAAAUUAAGCUCUCCGACUGUGGAACUCUCGCCGGCCUACUAUUUCGACGCAACACCGGGAUUCUGUGGCUGGGAGAAUUUGUGGACUGGUGCAGACGACUUUACAAUCUCCGUCGCCGAUAUUUUUUGUACACAAUCUCCAUUGCCAAUGUUCUUCAGAUGGCUCACCCGCUGGAGGCCACAGUUCAAGCCGACAAGUAUUACGCACUCUGCGGGAUACUCCGUCUGAAGAACUUCAAAUACGACGGGUCUCAUACAGCAGACGAAGCUCUUCAAGCAAUCAUUCUCGAGCUAACACGGCGAGGCCACAUGUCAUGGCUCUAUGCCAUUCGUCCCGCUCUUGAUCCACAGCAACGUGGAUGUUUACGCCUGAAACAGGACGCGCUUUCUGAAUACUUUGAUCACAAUCUCAAUCAAAAUGGGAGCUUUUACGCUAAGCCUCAAGUCUCGUCGAACAGCAUUGGCUUUAAGGCAUUCGAAGUUGGUGUUGUCGAUCGCGUUGUUCCGAUGUCUGGGUUUCUUCAAGAAACAGUUCAACAUGUUACUACGCAGGGACUCGUCUUUUCCACCGAACAAUUAUACAUGCAAUCCCUACCCCGAGUGCUGCAAAAGCUUGCCUGGGAGACUAUUUCGCCGUUAUUGCAACAACCAUGUGUUGAUCAGCUGCGGAGCGCCUUCGAGAUGGAAGAGGAUACACCGACGGCCGAGCUGAUCUGGCGGCUGUACACACUAGACAACCCGGAAUCGUUCCUUUCAGAUAACUCCCAGCGUGUGGGGAUGAACUACUCCUUCUUGCAAUUUGCCGUGAAGGCAUCAUGGGCCUUAAAGCAGCAAAUUGUGACAGUCCAGGAUCGCUUUGCUCUUGUUCUGUGGAGGAAGGUACAAAGAAAACCUAUCUCUACCAGCGGUGCUAAGUCCACCUAUGAGGUUGCAAUAGGCAAUCCAAACAUUCCUUGUACUGCAAAGGUUUGUAGUGUAGUUGGUGACCAAGGGAUUAUGUUUGCAGCGGAGUUUCCUGGCGUAUCAAGUCCAGUCAAAGCAGAGUGGAGAGGGAGUCUACUCCCAGUGUGGGAUCAUGAUAGUGACAAGGGCACAGCUUCCAAGAUUUUUAGCCAGAUUAAAUCGAGGAUGACUGGUAAGGGUCCGCAGGCUCAACAAUUGGCGUUCGUUUUGAGCUCAUAAUUACGUAUUUAACGGUCACUCCCUCCAUUAUCUCUAUGCAGCAAGUGAGAAGAGAGCUCUAAGCUUAAGAUCCUAGAUAACAAGUCAUCAGAGGGUAUCAGCCUAAACAAGGCACCCCCAAUGUUCUGAACGUUAUGGAGGAAAGGUAGAGAAAAACCCAUAGCGCCGAGAAUUGCCUACAAAACCCAC
Ilyonectria robusta is the source of this 2008-nucleotide messenger RNA. RefSeq lists its product as uncharacterized. NCBI's taxonomy places the organism in Eukaryota, Fungi, Ascomycota, Sordariomycetes, Hypocreales, Nectriaceae. The record is from RefSeq and is a predicted model, not a curated record. Bases 29 to 1819 code for a protein of 596 amino acids. The transcript has a single exon.